This is a messenger RNA of Phalacrocorax carbo (great cormorant), 2988 nucleotides long. Lineage: Eukaryota; Metazoa; Chordata; Aves; Suliformes; Phalacrocoracidae. The record is from RefSeq and is a predicted model, not a curated record.
GGAGCCAUGGCCGGUGUCUGUCACCGUGUCACCUACAUGUCCACGAGACCCACCGAGGGCGGGGAGCGUGUGCGUGGGGGAGGAGGUGUUUGUGUGCAGGAGCAGCUUUGUAGUUACACUGACACUUCCCCCCCCCCGCCCCAGUCGCACUUGGCUUUUGCCGGUAGAAAAAAAAAAUGCUUGGAAAGCAUAAAAACUGCUCAUCGGUGAAAUUAAGCAGAAGUUGCGUUUCGGAGCGGGAGAGCCGGCUGCCUGCUGUUUCCCGUGGAGAUCAUGAAACGACGUCGGCUUCCUAGCAGCAGUGAGGAUUCUGACGACAAUGGCAGUCUGUCCACCUGGUCCCAGCAUUCCAGAUCUCGACAUCGGAGGACUUCGUGUUCCAGACAUGAAGAUCGAAAACCUUCUGAGGUGUUCAGAACGGACCUGAUCACUGCCAUGAAGUUACAUGACUCCUUCCAGCUGAACCCUGAUGAAUACUAUGUGCUGGCAGACCCCUGGAGGCAGGAGUGGGAAAAGGGAGUUCAGGUGCCAGUUAGCCCAGGGACCAUCCCAGAACCAGUAGCCAGGGUUGUGUCUGAGACGAAAGCUGUCACCUUUACACGUCCCAGGAAGUACAUUGUUUCAUCAGGUUCGGAGCCUCCAGAGCUGGGCUACGUUGACAUUCGAACCUUAGCAGACAGUGUGUGUCGCUACGAUCUCAAUGAUGUGGAUGUAGCGUGGUUGCAACUUGCCAAUGAAGAAUUCAAAGAAAUGGGGAUGCCUGAGCUGGAUGAGUACACGAUGGAAAGGGUCAUAGAGGAGUUUGAACAACGAUGCUAUGAUAACAUGAACCAUGCCAUCGAGACGGAAGAAGGACUUGGAAUUGAAUACGAUGAAGAUGUUGUCUGUGACGUCUGUCAGUCUCCAGAUGGCGAAGAUGGCAACGAAAUGGUGUUUUGUGACAAAUGCAAUAUUUGUGUGCACCAGGCAUGUUACGGGAUCCUGAAGGUGCCGGAAGGCAGCUGGCUGUGCAGGACCUGCGCGCUUGGUGUUCAGCCCAAGUGUUUGCUGUGUCCCAAGAAGGGUGGUGCCAUGAAGCCGACCCGGAGCGGCACCAAGUGGGUCCAUGUUAGCUGUGCUCUGUGGAUUCCAGAGGUGAGCAUUGGAAGCCCAGAAAAGAUGGAGCCCAUUACAAAGGUUUCUCACAUUCCCAGCAGUAGAUGGGCACUAGUGUGCAGCCUCUGUAAUGAAAAAGUUGGAGCAUCUAUACAGUGCUCAGUGAAGAACUGCAGAACAGCCUUUCAUGUCACCUGUGCGUUUGACCGUGGCUUGGAGAUGAAGACCAUACUGGCAGAGAACGAUGAGGUCAAAUUUAAGUCAUACUGUCCCAAGCACAGCUCCACCAAGAAAGCGGAUGAUGAGACUUUCAAUGAAAGCCCAGGUCAGGAGAACGGGAACGGGAUUCAGGACAGCUCUCCUCCUGCCCACCUCGACCCUUUCCACAGCAUGGAUCAAAACCAGGAGGAGGCCCACAGAGUGAGCCUCCGCAAGCAAAAGCUCCAGCAGCUGGAGGAUGAGUUCUAUACCUUUGUUGAGUCUUCAGAAGUGGCUAAAGUGCUGCGGCUGCCCGAGGAGCCGGUGGGAUUCCUUUACCAGUACUGGAAGCUGAAGAGAAAAGCCAACUUCAAUAAGCCUUUGAUUACCCCAAAGAAGGAUGAAGAGGACAAUCUGGCUAAACGGGAACAGGAUGUUCUGUUCAGAAGAUUGCAGCUCUUCACACACCUCCGGCAGGAUCUAGAGCGGGUGCGUAAUCUCACUUACAUGGUGACCCGAAGGGAAAAAAUCAAGAGAUCUGUUUGCAAAGUUCAAGAGCAGAUAUUUAAUAUCUACGCAAAGCAGUUGGAACAAGAAAGAGUUUCAGGUGUGCCUUCCUCAUUCUCCUCAAUGGAAAACACAGUGUUGUUCAAUAGUCCAUCUCUGGGCCCCAACGCCCCCAAGAUCGAGGAUUUGAAAUGGCAUUCUGCGUUCUUCAGGAAGCAAAUGGGCACAUCUCUAACCCACUCUUUGAAAAAACCACACAAGAGAGACGGAGUGAGAAACAGCUCUGGGAACGACAGCAAAUCCACGCUGAGGCAGCCUGGCCAAAGGGAGGGCAGCGCAGCUCCAGGUAGCUUUUUGAAUUUCGACAAGACCUUCGCAGAAACACGGAUUGUAUCAGCACAGCAGAAGAAUGGCAUAGUUAUACCAGACCACAGAAAAAGAAGAGACAAUCGUCCGCAGUGUGAGGUGGUGAAGGCAGAGCUAAAGGAAAAGACUUCUAAACACAACCACAAACCACUGAGACCCACAGAACUCUCUCAGAGGCAAUCGGAAAAUAAAAGGGCUGUGAACCACUCCAGUGGUAGGUCAGCACCUGGCACGCGGAGGGAUAUAGUGCCUAAAUGCAACGGGGGUCUUGUCAAAGUAAACUCUAAUCAGACAGUAGUUAAAGUGCCUACGACGCCCACAAGCCCAGUGAAAAACUGGGGCGGAUUCCGAAUUCCAAAGAAGGGGGAGAGGCAACAGCAGGGCGAGAGCCCAGAGGAGGCCUGCCGCCAGAACUCCAGCUACCCUUACCUGGGCGUGGGCAGAGUUUCACCGAAGGACAGGGCGAAAAGCAAGCUAAAGCCUGACAGCGAGAAUGACGGGUACAUCCCCGACGCUGAAAUGAGCGACUCGGAGACUGAAGUGGCUGAAAAAAAGUGCAGGCAGCAGAGGCUGAGUCCAAACAGCGCUAUCAGCAGAAGGACGGACAUUAUCAGGAGAAGCAUCCUGGCAUCCUGACUGGACACAGGCAUGUGGUGCCAGCACCGUGGUCAGUAGUCACUGCCUACAAGCCAACUCCACAUUAUUUAUUGGUGUGAGAGAGGAGAGUUCUUAGACAUGGCUACGGACUGACAAAUUGAUAACCCAUUAUUCCUGAGCUGUAUAAACAUGUUUACAUGCACUUAAAAGCUGGUUUUUUUUUUU